GACUCUUUGCACCAUCCGCAGCUUGCUUGCGGAUCUGUCAACGUCCUGAUCCCACGGAGGACGGGGCGUAUUGAAUAUUUAAACGCCUCGAACGACUCCGACCAGACUCGUAUCCGAGAGCCUUCUUCGCUCAAGGGGUGGGGGGGCUUUCCCGCCUGAUCUGGCGCCAUGUCUAUCCCUUCUCCAUCACCGUUUGACGACACCUUUGACACCUUUUACAACGCCCAACAAGCUCAGCGUCAAUCCUCAUUGGCAUCUCAAUCGUCCAACUUCUCCAUCGAACAGCGCUUACAUGAUAAUGGAGACCUCGUAGAGGAACCUCAUUCGUUGAGUCGGAGAGGGUCGAAUGCCAGUUUGACAGAGCACGGACGACCGAGGUCUUCCAGUCAAACGGGGAAUCAACAACAACAACAACAUCAUCAUCAUCAUCAUCAUCCCCCAGGCGCUGGUUUAGGGACAGAACCUUGGAGACAGGAGUCAUGGCCUUACGACCCGACGUCCUCCUCGACCUUGAUCGCAACUGCACCACAUCAUGGUCCAGGACCAAAUGCGCCAAAUAUGUACGCCUCAUCCUCAAGCAAUCCCCAAUAUCCAUCAUCCCAACCUCACGAUCAAUCCUGGCAGAUGCCAAUGACCGCUACGGGUCAAUUUGAUCAGUUUCACCAGAACCAACCGAGCCCGUUCUCUAUAUCAACCGGGACACCUGGGACAGAUGGAAGCGCUGGGUACUCCACAGGCGAGGGGUAUCAGGGAACUUUUCAGGCUCAACAGGCGUCCAGUGGUUGGGGUACUGAAUUUGUCAACAGUCAAGAGCCGAACGUUGACGGGUUCAUUGACGAAUUGGAUAGAAUCAUCUCAACUUCAAGUCAUCCAUCUCGCGAACCGUCCCCAGCGCCAUACCAGAACGACAUGCAACGCAACGCCAUGCAAAUGGCUUCAACAUCAAUGUUGGAUCAGCCCUACGAAUCAGCCGUCAGUUCUCGAUCGGCCAGUCCGAUGCCUCAGAACAUCAUUAUGCCACCACCCAGUACUGUACCACAUCGUGCCUCUUCCCCUAAUUCCUCAUCACCGUUCUUCAACAAACCACAAUCUCCACCUGCCCUUAUCAUACCCAGCAACAAUCAGCCAUCCUUUCCCCCCAUCGUCACGACGUCAACGGACGGAGUGACCGGCCAAGCGCAACAAAAUCCUCAGCAUGGUGUCGGUCUGCCGAGACAGAGUAUGGGAGGGUCUAUCGGAUUAGGGAAUGUCAGCGGAGGUCUACAGCCACCAGCCGAUCCUGCUCUUAGGGGUCUGACGGGAAUGGACGGGAUCAGUCCGAUAGCUGCGAAUUCGGAUGGCCCAAUGAUCUUUGUGCAGCCCAGUACGCCAAUAUCGGGGCUAAAGGAGGGUCGAGGAUUGUUUGACGCCGCGCUGCAACGCCAAGCACAGCAGAACCAACAGCGGACAGGCCAGGCUAGCUCGGAGUACAGUGGACGAAGUGGACAAGGCCAGGCAUAUGGGCAGCAAAAUCAACAGCAGUAUGGACACGACGAUCAGGCAAUGUACCAGAAUCAUCCUGGGCAGUGGAACGAUUCUGAAAUGGCUUGGAACGGUCUCAGAGCUAUCAACACGGCGCGUCCGCGGGCAAAAUCGGACUCGUUCAUGAAUAGUCCGACGGGUACAGGCUUCAAUCGUCAAGCGUUUUUCGCCGCCUUGGGAGGUUUAUCGAACGGACAGCCAUUAGAUGAGAAUCAAUUGAGAUCAGUCAUCGAUCACUGGCGCGCGUCCUCGGCCAUGAUGGGAGGAGAUCAAGAUGGUUCACAGCAGGCGCCUGCUCCGACUUUGGACCCUCGUCGAUUGCCCGGUGUUGAGGGCAACAAUGAUAAUAAUAUCCUAGAUCAGGCCAAUCUCGAUCAACAAAUGUCAGCACUGCAAGCUCAACGCAAUCGAUUACCAACGUUGAACACCUCCGGGAUGACUGGAGCGAAGAUCCAGCCUGGACUAAUAUCUCCAACCUCCAUGGCUUUCUAUCAGCAGCUUGGCAUCACUCCCCUGCAGGCCUCUCAAUUGGCUGGGACCGAGUCUGCCCCCUUCUUUCAGUCGACUUUCGAAAACAUCCCCCAAGGUUACUAUCCUCAGACUGCUGCUUUAGGCGGGCAUUUUCUCUCGCCGGACAUGUCUGGACUUGGACCGCGUCGGAAAUCUUUCACUGAGGGUCUGAGUCAUCCCGCCGCUGGGGCUGGUACUCCGGGCUACGGCAUUGAAUUCUCCAGCGCACCAUAUGGAGGUCAGAGUCCAGGUCGGGUACGUGGCGUUGGCGGUACAUCUGGUGGUCAUCGAAGAGGUAUCAAGAGUGAGGAUUGGGGAGUCGGAGGAACAGGCUGGGGCGUGGGUCAGGGCGGCUCAACCGCCGACUUCCUUAACUCCAUCACUGCCAACGACGGCACUCUCUUGCCCCCACGUGGCCGCUCACACUCCCGUCAUUCUUCUGCAUCCUCAGCCAGGUCUGCUUCACCAGCCUUGUCUGUUUCUAGCCAAGGCUCUUCCUACGGUGGUGGAUCGCCGCGGAUGGAAAUGCCUGAAGGCGCUCAGGUACCUGGCAAGCUUGCCAAGCUCAAAGUCACCAGUACGGCGACCGAAGUUGCCAGUACGAGUCGAAGGACAAACGAAGGUGUCUAUAAGUGUCCAGUACCCGGUUGUGGUAGUACAUUCACGCGUCAUUUCAACCUCAAAGGUCAUUUGCGCUCUCACAACGAUGAACGACCAUAUAAGUGUCUCUACGAUGGAUGUCCAAAGUCCGUCGUUGGCUUUGCCAGGCAGCACGAUUGCAAACGUCAUAUGCUUCUACAUGAGGGUCUGAGACCGUUCGAGUGCGAUGGAUGUGGGAAGAAGUUUGCGAGAUUGGACGCAUUGACACGGCAUCAUAAAUCCGAGCAAGGUCAAGAAUGCGCCAUCUCGCAUCCACUUCCUGUCAACCCGGACGGUACCGCCAUGUCGGAAUCUCAAUACAAAGCGUACAAAGCGGCCGAGAGCAAAAUGUCUGGAGGGGCUUCUGGUGGAGGAGGAUCGGGGAAUGGUCGUGGACGUGGGAAAGGUCGCGGAGGAUCAUCAUCCGGAGCCAAGAUUAAACGGGAGCAAUCGCAUUCUGGCCUGAGUGCGUUCAGUGGAUCUGGGGCGGAAGAGGAUCACCCACCAGGUUAUGGGAGCGGGAUGGAGGAGUAUGAUCGCGUCUGAAAUCUUGUUGGUUUCAGGGAAGUCUAGUGCUUGUCCCUCACCGUGUUAGAGUUCUUCUGGAGUGUGUGUGAGACUGAACAAUGGACAAUAGCUCACUCCGGCGUUGUAGAUCAUAUAAAUGUGUGCAAAAGUCUUUAUCUUGACACCGGUUCAGAGCCGGGGAGAUAAGUCCGAUA
Messenger RNA from Kockovaella imperatae, 3392 nucleotides. RefSeq lists its product as hypothetical. Gene Ontology annotation, molecular function: RNA polymerase II cis-regulatory region sequence-specific DNA binding; DNA-binding transcription factor activity, RNA polymerase II-specific. NCBI's taxonomy places the organism in Eukaryota, Fungi, Basidiomycota, Tremellomycetes, Tremellales, Cuniculitremaceae. Bases 169 to 3216 code for a protein of 1015 amino acids. The record is from RefSeq and is a predicted model, not a curated record. The transcript is spliced from 5 exons. Gene Ontology annotation, cellular component: nucleus. Gene Ontology annotation, biological process: regulation of transcription by RNA polymerase II.